AUGCAUGUUUGGUCCUUUGAAAUAGGUCUUUUGGAGCAUUCUGGAGCAUAUGGGACGGAGCAUGGAGGGACUUGGCACAUGGACGCAGCUCAACUGGAUACGCAAAGGAAGAAGGGAGAAGCCAUCUUGAAGACCAGCUCGACCGUCUACUCGACCAACCGGUCGAGUUCCUCAACUCGACCGGCCAAGCUUCAACUCGAUCGAGCUGAGAAGUCAACAGUCAAACCCGAAAAAUGUGUAUGCGAACUCGAUCGAGUCGGUCUAAGAAGACUUGGUCGAGCUAGACUUACAACGGGUAGAAAGAGGGUUCAGAGGUCACAGAGGGUACAAGAGGAACCUGAGGUGCUUGUUGCUGAUACAAUGGAUGUACCAGAGGGGAAUGGAAACCCUUUGGGCAAUGGACUCGGUCGAGCUAGGCAAACUCGACCGAUUGGUCAAGGAGAUGCUCCAAACCGCCACCAACAGAGACAAGGGAUUGUUCCACCACCAGUGCAGAACCACAACUUUGAGAUCAAGCUGGGAAUGAUCAACCUUGUCCAGAACAAGAUGUUCCAUGGAUUGCCAAGUGAAGACCCCAUUGACCACCUUGAUGAGUUUGAUAGGCUUUGUGAUUUGACAAAGAUCAAUGGUGUCUCUGAAGAUGCCAUCAAGCUGAGACUCUUUCCUAUGUCUCUAGCUGACAAAGCUCACCAAUGGGAGAAGAGCUUGCCCCAUGGCACAAUCACCACUUGGGAUGAAUGCAAGAAGGCCUUUCUUGCUAAGUUUUUCUCCACCGGUCGCACAGCCAAGCUUAGAGGAGAGAUAUCCAGCUUCAUCCAGCGAAACAAUGAGACAUUCGCAGAGGCUUGGGAGAGGUUCAAAGGCUACACAAGUCAGUGCCCACACCAUGGAUUCAACAAUGAAUCACUACUCUCCACUCUUUAUAGAGGAUGCUUGCCUAGGUAUAGGGAGAUGCUAGACACAGCUAGCAAUGGGAACUUCCUCAACCAGGAUGUAGAUGAUGGCUGGCAACUUGUGGAGAACAUGGCCAUCUCAACAGAAUGCUAUGGAGAGCAUAUGAAAACAAACCUAGUCAAGGACCAGGAAGGGGAGGAGACAACACAAGAAGUUUGCUACAUUCAAAAUAGACAAGGAAGCUAUAGGAAUCCUCAACAAGGGAGAUACAACAAUUAUCAAGCCCCCUGGCCGCACCAACAACAAAGUGUUCCACAAGGUUCAACCAAGGACUACUCAUACCCAACCAACUCAAGAUUGGGAUAUGAAGGAAAUGCUCCAACAACUUUUACAAGGGCAAGCCAAAGAGGUAGCCCACCCCAAAUCGCUGUGGACAUCGAUGACGAGGAAGGGGAGGAUUUAGUCGACUAUGCUGAUAACUCGACCCGAACUCGAUCGAGCUGGAACAAAACCCUGAACCAGAACUCGAUCGAGCUGGAGAAACUGAGACACUGCAAGACAAACCAGAGCUCGAUCGAGCCAGAAGAAACAGACAAAGCAAACUCCAGCCAACCAGCUAAACCUGUUGCAAAGAAGAAAGACACUCCAGCAGGACCACCACCAUACAAACCCCCUCUACCCUUUCCAGGAAGGUUCAAGAAACAACUGUUGGAAGCACACAAGGCCAAGUUUGAUGAACUAAUGAGACAACUUGAGCUGAAGUUGCCCUUCAUCGACGCCUUGAUGCUCAUUCCACCUUAUCAGAAAUUUCUGAAGGAUGCUGUUCAGCAAAGAACCAGGGAAGCACAAGGGAUGGUAGUGUUGACUCGAGUGCAGUGCAAUCAUUCAGCGGAAGGUCAUCUCCGACAAAAAGGAAGAUCCGGGGAGUUUCACUUUGCCCUGCAUGUUGGGACCCCUAUCUUUCAAAAACAGCCUCUGCGAUCUAGGAUCAUCUGUCAGCCUCAUGCCUUUGUCUGUAGCAAAGAGACUGGGAUAUCACAAGUACAAGCCUGCGGAAUCUCACUAGUCUUGGCAGAUAGAUCGAUAAGGUUACCAACUGGGAUGCUUGAAGACCUGCCUUUGAGGAUAGGGAAUGUGGAAAUCCCCACAGACUUCAUUGUGCUUGAGAUGGAUGAGGAACCAACAGAUCCAUUGAUUCUAGGAAGGCCAUUCCUAGCUACAGCAAGAGCAAUGAUAGAUAGGAUCCUACAAGUUGCUUUGACCAAGGAUUCUUCAGAGGGAUAUGUGAGCUCAGAAACCGAUGAGUACAAGAAGCUCCUUGACACCUUCAGACCAGUUCCAAACAUUCUGAGCAUUGAGGGAUUGGACAGGCCAGUUUGCGAGGUCAUGGCAGUGAACUCGAUCAAGAACUCGAUCGAGUCGAGCCUCGAACAAACGAACUCGAUCGAGCUGGGGACUGAAUGCAAGGAACAGCUCAAGGAGAUUGGUCUGAGCUCAAGGCGCCUAAAGUCGACCUCAAACCUUUGCCUGAGGGCCUCAG
This is a messenger RNA of Microthlaspi erraticum, 2434 nucleotides long. NCBI's taxonomy places the organism in Eukaryota, Viridiplantae, Streptophyta, Magnoliopsida, Brassicales, Brassicaceae. The record is from the annotation of a GenBank genome assembly.